CGCGUUGAAGAAUAACGACGUCCUCAGUGGCGGCAGAUUGGACUCGAUGGAGUCUAUUUCUCGUCUCCGUCAAGCUCUCUUUGAUACCCUCAGCGGUAAAAAGGCAGUCCAUGGUGUCCAAGCUCUCCUUGACGAGCUCAUGGUUGCCAAACCGCGUCUGUUGAAGCUUUUUGACGUUGGGACAAGGAAUCAGCAAGAACAGAGAGAAAUCGAGUCUGGUAAGGCUCUGAUUAACGGAAAGCAAGUGGCAGUGAAUGCAGAAUUUGCACGACAGGUCAUAUUCCUCUCGCAGCAACUGGACUGUUCUGAACGCUAUGUUGCCGGACUGCUUCAAAAAGUUGUCGCAGAAAAUCCAAAUGUAGGGCCUGUGGACUCUAUUGAACUGGCGAUAUCCGAGUACCACCAGAGGCGGCGCCAUCUUGUCGAUUCCCUUCGAUACCUCUAUGAAGCCACUAUUGCAGAAGCCCCCGAUGACACUCUCGUCUACUCUCAAAUCUAUCGCUUCGUCAAAGAGGAACUUCAAGGCCUUGGGCCAGAAGGUGUUGAAGCGUCGUUGACUCUGAAAAUCAUAAAGGAAUUUGGGGCACUGGACACUGCACUGUCAAAGACGGAUGCUGCGAGGAAGAGUGCGAGGAGUAACACAGUAGCACCGUCAGCGCAAGACGCAGGUACCGGAAGUCUUGGUGCUGACAUAUUGAACGCCCGUUACGAGUCCCUCAAGUAUGAACGACGACAUCUUGCUGCAACCCUUCACAUCACGGCUCGCCUAGGCUUUCUUCCUCCCUCAGGAAUCAUGCACGUUGUUGAAUGGCUCUUCUCUAAUCCCAACCACCCCAUUACUUACUAUAUGCUCGCCACCAUUCUUGCCGCCUUUGAUCCCGCUGAUCCUAAAAGCUAUGGUGCACACCUACGCAAUGGACUAGCCAACGAUACGACCACGGUGUCUUACAUGAAGGAAAAAUUGGGACCAACAACGACAUGGAAAGAGCCGGGGUUGAAAGCCACGGUGCUAUUGAAGUGGACCUUAUUCUUGACAGAUUUCAGGCAUCGAAAUCCAAAUAUAGAGCAUCGGGAUGGGUUCAAGACAGACCAAUUGGAAACUCAAAUAUGGAGCGCGGUUCAAGGGGAUUGUUUCCCUUACCUUGCUGCCGCCAUUAUCCAUUUAGAAAGGAAACAGGGCAGCUCAAGUGUUCCUUCGCUGCUGCAAUCUAUUACUUUGGCAACGGAACAAGUAGAGCAGAGAGACCUACCAGCGGACGACUUCAAACCAGCAGUGCUCAAUGCAUUUGAGACCCUCAUACGGUCUUUGUUGACGCACGCCUCCUCGGAACUACGGAAGAUUAAGCAGCGGCAGGAGGACGUAGUAUUGUCCAGUGCGCGAACGGAUCGUACUCGUGGCAAUUCGCGGUUCUCGACAGCGGCACCAGAGCCCACUGCAUCUCCGCGCAAUGACAUCGGCGUAUUGUAUUCGCUCAUUGGCAUCCUGUACUCCAGUCUGCCUGCUGAAUCUGCACUCCAAUUUUGGGGUUCCGGACCUCCCGUCGAUUCUACUCGUACGAGUUACAUGGAAUACCUGGAGUCAACCGCGGGGAAGUUGCCAGCAUUUUUGCAAUGGGCAGUAUGGUCGACGCCAGUCCAUGACGCAACAAUGAUGAUGGCAUUGUAUGACAUGCUCGCUGGCCUGGCUAAAGGACAGCAGAGUAGCGAACUGGCAUACAAUUUCCUGGCCCGCGGAGGAGGUGAGGUCAUUCAAGGAAGCACUCUACCUUCGUCUACAUCAGGCUCCGCACUCUCCUGGGCUACAGUCUUUGACGUAUUGGAUACGUGGGCUUCAAGCGCCAAUACGGCCCGUACUCAACCCGUUCAGCCCCUCGGUCAGAGCCUUUUUGGAGCACCAGCAUCCAUGCCGCCGCAGCCAGCUCAGCAGCCGGUAAUAACCCCCAAAGAUGUUUUACUCGCACAAUCCUUCCUCCGUUUACUCUCUACCGUCGUCACUUUCUCGAUCUCCGUUCGGGUGGCAAUUUCCUCGCAUGUUCACUUUCGAGCAAUUCCUACUUUGGUGUCUCUGUUACCUCUGAGCAUCCCGCUUGAGCUCAAAGGCGCGUUGUUCGAGGCGCUGUCGGCUUUCUGUCACCCCGGGGCAGGGCCGGCAGGUGUGGAGAUUUGUCGCGCCGUUUGGACAAUGAUGGAACGUUUGGAAGUGAUCAAUGUUAGGGCAAGUUUGCAAGUUGGAUUUGGAGCAGGCCUGUUGCCAACAAAAGGCGUUGAGGUGGAGCUUGAGGAAAUUGAAGCUGCGCACGGACUGUACCCUGCAACUAUCCCAUUCCUGAAACUUCUCAGUACGCUCAUUCACACUCCGCGCCGAGUGUCUUUGACGGAUCGUAUUAUCGAAACGGGGACUCUGGGAACCAUACCUGAGACUCUGGGCCAACCAUACCGAUUGCCUGGUAUUGGACCCUUCGUUGGUUUCGUUAUAGACAACGUCUUCGCCAAGAUUCCGAUGCGGGAAUAUUUGCGUCCCUCAGAUAGAUGGAAGUUGAACGACCUCUGUCUGUGUUUCAUUGAACGCUGUCUUGCUAGCUUUGAUCUCGAGUCUUUGCUUGCUGCAGCGGAGAAUGGUCAACUCAAGGGCGAUGUCCUUAUUCCGCUUCUCAUACAUCCCGGGUAUGAUGUGAUGACCCGGAUGCUGACUAGUUCAGGGCUCCAACGCAGCAUUCUGUCUUACCUUGUUGAAGGUGUUGAAGGGUUUGACAAGGGCUUCGCCGGAGAAGAGCACUUCUUUGCCAGCACAAUUGUGAGGGUCCUUCGGAUCGUCCAGCGUGUACUCGAGAUCCAGGACAUCUUUUUAGAUGUUCUCAUCCCUCUGUUAUCUGAUUUCGAGGGCGCCUCUUCUGUUGGAACGAUUCACCCUCGCUCCUACUUCACGAAGUUCGACCAAUCGCUAUCAUUUGGUCCCCAAUACGCUCCGGCUCUCGCCUCGUAUGUUGUCUAUCCAGCAUACCCAGAACUUGUGCUGCUCUCAGUCCGAAUAAUUGGCAUCCUUUCAUCGUCAACUUCUCUGCCCAAUCUAACCAUCCUGAUUGAGCAGAGCGAUAAUUCCGAGCGUAUCUUAGCGGGAUUCAUGAGUAUUCUGGAGACGGAGUCCACAGAGGAUGUUAUAGCGGCGGAAGCAGCUACCGAACAAAGCACCGGAGCUGGUGCCCCGGAUAUGGAUGACUCCAUGGAUUUGAGCCAGGCUACGAGACUGGCCGUUCUUGAACUCUUGAUUCAGAACACACAAUCACCUCAGUCGCACCUUAAUAUCGCACACUUCCUGCUCUUUGGAAGCACGAAGAAGGAUCAGCAGAUUCAAGACCCCCACGCAUUGGGCGCACAGAAGACGUGUGUUCAUGUCAUCCUUGACCUAUUGAAUGCUGGUGUCCCACGGUUGAAAGGGAAAGGCAAAGACCGUGAUCUUGCACCCUUUGCGACGCCGAUGUUCAUCAGGCUUCCUGCCCUCGCGGAAAGGUGCUACAGAAUCAUAUACCAGCUGUCAGCCGAUCAGUCUACCGCAGAAUUCACGAUGAGGUACCUAAGGACGAGAGAAGAUUUCUUUGCCCGUCAUCUUGCUGCUGUUCCUUCACAGGCACCCGAGACACUGGCGGACCCCUUCAUCGAAGUCCUUUACGGCAAUGGAUCACGCGUCACCACAGCCGUUUCGUCUUUCAGCUCCUUCCUCCGGUCAAGAUCAUGGAUAUUCGAUCUUGUGGCAUUAGAACUCCAUGUUCUUUCUAACAAGAACAAUCAAAAGGGCAUUGCUGAACUUCUCUCCAUAUUAUUCGGAAGCGAACCCACCUACGAUAACCACGCCGAUUGGGAAGACGGAAUGCUGCGAACGUUCCACGAAGUGGGACAGUCGCACAUGAGGGUUAUCGAGUUCCUCCAGUCACUUGCAUUCGACUGGACAGACAGUUUGACCGUCAAACACAUCGAACUAAGGUUCUUCGGACAACUGAAUCUCCAGGCCUGUACACGAAAGGACGUCUCCGGAUGUGAAAUUAUUGAUCGGUCCGCACUGUUGGUGCUUUUAAACACUGCGAGACGCGCCUUGUACUCUCGUAAUGUGGUUAUGGCAGCGGCUGAUGCUUCGCAACUAGCAUUAGAAUCAGCGUACAUUUUGGAGAGCUGUGCUGUGGAGAAUCAUCGGCGCGAAAUUGUUCAUGCCUCCGCCACCGGCUUUGAAUCCUGGCGAAGGAUGCUGGACAUGACAUUGACAAAAUGUUUCCAUCAUCUACCCCAUGAUCACAGAGAGAGCAUGCUAUUCGAUCUGCUGCACAUCCUACCCUCCAUCAUACGAUCUAGCGAUCUUCAGGAGUCAACCGCCGUAUUGCUCGCAGAGAUGACACUUUCUGCAAUCACGAAGUUACGAGAGGAUAGACACCAUCAAGUGAUUCUCCAGACUGUUGCCGGGGAUCAUGAGGCUAGCAGUCUUCCAGCGGAACGACUCUAUGCUAUCCUGACGAACAUAUUGGAGUGCAUCCUCGAGAACAGUCACGUAGAACUCGUCCGUGGCAACCUCUACGCCUCUAUUGUCAAUUACGUUCAUCUCAUUUCCACUGGCAAGCCUCAGCCCCCGGGCCCGGCUUCUCUUGCCCUAUCUACGUCAACGUCUUUGUCAUUGUCAUUGGCCGCCUCCACACGCAACAAUUUCCUCGGUGAUAGUGCUUCCGUAGCUUCGCCGGGUCAGACUGGUUCAUCGACGUCCCCGAUACAAGUGAACAGUUUGUCUUUGAUGAAGGGCCAUCUUGAGCGAGUCAUCACAAUGAUAUCUCGCGAUGCCAUCGAUGGCACAGAAGUUUGGAAGACUGUGGCCUUCAUGCUGCUCACAUCACUAUGUCAGCUUUCGGCUGCUGAAAAGCAGUAUUCGGUAUUGUCGUGUCUUGUUCGUCACGGUAUCCUGUCCAAUUUCGUUCAUGGUGUUGCGGAAUCCGAUCUUCUACUACAAUCAGUUCUCAAACCUGACCCAGAUGAUCUGAACGCUCUCUAUGUAUACGAAUCAAAAAUGUCCCUGUUCAUCCGUAUUGCUCAGAGCAGAAUCGGAGCCGAGCGCUUGUUGGAAGCCAAUGUAGUAACAGUGUUGGCUCAAUCCGACUUCCUUGAUGCGAGGCCUGAAGGGGAUCAAGCAUUUAUAGAUCAAGAUUCUUUCUUACCCUCUGCUGUUCAGCGGUAUCAUCAGUUGCUCAUGCCAGCUUUGGAACUCGUGAAUGCAGUGGUAGCUGUGUUAGGCUCUAAACAUUCUUCCGCAAGCAAUCAAGCCUUGGACUUCUUAUCGAAACAUAGUCCGACCAUCGUCAUUCUGCUGAAGAAUGAGAUUGAUGAUAUCUCGUUAUCUUUGUUGGAGGAGAUCCAUCUACUCGUUUCUCUCUGCACCAACGUGUUACCGCUGGUCCCAAAAACUGAACUGGCAUCAACAAAUUCAGGAUUUGGUGCUAUUCAUGCUGCAAUACUGAGUCUCUCUACGCGAUGCCUAGGCACGGGACGCUGGACACAAGAUGUAAGACCGAUAACGGAUGCUGAAAUGCUUAGUGCAAGUGCUUUAUCGUCUGGCUUCAGCUCAGAAACCAGAUUUGAUGUCAAUGUCCGUCAGAAGGAGCGCCUGCUUCGAAAGGCGCUGGUCGCAUAUAUUGGCUGCGCCAGCGAAUUCACAGAACCCGAAAUUAAUGUCAUGUUCUCGCCGAUAACUACUGUUCCAAGGUUGGACGAUCGGGGAUCUCACUUCAUUGGUGAACCACUUUCUCUCCAGUACCAGGUUGCGACUUUGCCAACACUUGGCGACGCCAUUGAGGCAUUGAACGGCGUUUACAAUGAUCUUGCCGAAACCUUGAAGCAAAUAUCUGAUAUCUCCGCUGAACUUGCCAUGAAGGACCAUAUUGGUGUUGAGAACAUUGAGGAGGCGAGUUUCUAUUACAUCUUACGAAAUAAAAAGCUGAGCGGCCAUCGCCAGGUUAUCCGCAGCAGCGAUAAUGAGAUCAUUCGUGACCUUGAUGUUGGCCAGAAACGGUCGCUUAUCUGUCGCGAGCUGGAACGGAUGAGAGACGGGCUUCAAGACGACGUCAAGACUGCCAUACUGGUAGAUACGACUGAGAUGAUUCUUCUAUUGCUGUGGAGGCAUAUGCUGUACUAUUGCGAUGAGACUCGUUCAAAGAGCUCCGAAAAGGCAUAUGCCAUAAGGCUUCUGUCUAUGCCUGACCCCCAAACUUUCCGGCAGGACGUGGGGAGUAAACUUCGGCCCGUACUGCAACGGCUCAAGUCAUUAGGCCCAAAUCUGCUGGGUAACGAGUGGAGAGACAAUCAGGCCUACAUUGAGAUCAUGGAUCGUAGGCUGAGGGACACGGCCGGUCUGCAUGAAAGU
This is a messenger RNA of Desarmillaria tabescens, 6391 nucleotides long. Its product is annotated as nucleoporin Nup186/Nup192/Nup205. Lineage: Eukaryota; Fungi; Basidiomycota; Agaricomycetes; Agaricales; Physalacriaceae. The annotation marks the transcript as partial. The record is from RefSeq and is a predicted model, not a curated record. Gene Ontology annotation, cellular component: nuclear pore inner ring; nuclear pore. Gene Ontology annotation, biological process: nuclear pore organization. The transcript has 11 exons. Gene Ontology annotation, molecular function: structural constituent of nuclear pore.